This is a messenger RNA of Histoplasma mississippiense, 684 nucleotides long. Its product is annotated as putative mitochondrial 54S ribosomal protein MNP1. Gene Ontology annotation, biological process: translation. The transcript has 2 exons. Lineage: Eukaryota; Fungi; Ascomycota; Eurotiomycetes; Onygenales; Ajellomycetaceae. Gene Ontology annotation, molecular function: structural constituent of ribosome. Gene Ontology annotation, cellular component: ribosome. The coding region runs from base 1 to 684 and encodes 227 amino acids. The record is from RefSeq and is a predicted model, not a curated record.
AUGUCAAUUCCUUCACAGGCGGCAGCUCGAUCCUGUCGCACCCUCCUUCGCCAGUCCCCGUCUCUCCGUUUCUCCCCGUCUACAUGCUUUCCCCAAUGCAAACGAACAACCCCAGCUGCGGUCGGAACAAGGCGAUGGCAGUCCACCGAGGCGCCGACGGCGGCUCCUACAAACCCUAAAAUCACACAGAUUGUGGACCAAAUAAGUCAAUUGACACUGUUGGAAACUGCUGACUUGGUUUCGAGCUUGAAGUUAUGUCAUGUACACGCACAUUGGCUCGUUCUUGAUGAGAUUCUUUCAAUGAAGUCUGUUGGCAGUGCUGUAGCUAACCUCCGAUUCUCCGGUAUCAAGUCUCGUCUUAACAUUCCUGAUCUACCCAUUGGCGGUUUCGCAGCCGGUCCAGCGGCUGGUGGCGCUGCCCCAGCUGCCGCCGUGGAAGAAGAGGAGGCUGCCCCUGCCGCUCAGGAGAAAACAUUGUUUAAUUUGAAAUUGGAGUCGUUCGACGCUGCCUCGAAACCCAAGGUCAUCAAGGAGAUUAAAUCACUUCUCAGCUUGAGCUUGGUUGACAGCAAGAAAUUUGUGGAGGGCGCCCCGAAACUGAUGAAGGAAUCUGUACCUAAGGAAGAGGCCGAAAAGAUUGUCAAGACUAUGAAGGAUCUAGGGGCUAAGGUUGUCAUGGAAUGA